This is a messenger RNA of Lottia gigantea (owl limpet), 2229 nucleotides long. RefSeq lists its product as hypothetical. NCBI's taxonomy places the organism in Eukaryota, Metazoa, Mollusca, Gastropoda, Lottiidae. Gene Ontology annotation, biological process: cell population proliferation; DNA damage response; positive regulation of protein phosphorylation. The record is from RefSeq and is a predicted model, not a curated record. Gene Ontology annotation, cellular component: nucleus. Bases 1 to 2229 code for a protein of 742 amino acids. The transcript has 10 exons.
AUGGAUAGUUUUAUUGGUACAAGUAAAUUGAAAGAUGUGUUGAAGUACCUUUUGGAAAUAGAUCACCAUUUACCAGAUGAUACGUUAUUGAACAGAUUACUAGAUUUGAUUCAUUUAUAUGUUGCAGUGGAAAAUUUUGAAUCAUCUGGAUUGAAAUGGUUCUUGGAAAAGAUAUCAAUAAAUCUCAGUAAAAUAGAACCCAGUGUUUUAACAUUUUCUCUGUCAUUAUGUGGUAAACUGUGUGAGAAGGAAGACAUUAUUGAGGAAUAUUUAAAUGUUAUAAUCAAUUUGUUAGAUCAGAUUAAACCCAUGAUAAAAGAUUCCUCUAUAGCCACUGCCUGUUUUACAUGUUUGACUAGUAUGGUACAGAAUAAACAUGGCUUGCAGUACAUUAUUCAAAAUGAAGACUAUCCAAACAUAGUAUUAGACCGUAUGAAAAAUGGUGGAAGUAUGUUUGUAAAGAAUGCUGCUAGUACUUUAGUUUUUACACUACUAAACAUACCAGACCAAACAGAGAUAGUAGUUAAACUAUCAAAAUCCUUGUUAACAGAUUUAGAUGCAUUAUCACAAAAUACCUCAAAAUCUAAAAAUAUGGACUAUAUAUCCUGUAUGCUAUCAUUGUUUUAUAAACUUGGUGACUCUGACAACUGGAGACUGAAAAUUGAUACUGAUUACUUCUCACAAGUUAUAUAUUCCUGUUUAAAACUAUAUCAAACUUUACCAACGUUAUAUAUACAGAUAUUAUCAGAUGUUAUAGUCAAGUUUUUCAAAGUGAUAGAUGGUAAAGACAGAGAAGAGUUUAUCAAUAAAGUUGAAAAUGAUAUCAAACUAUUGGUGAGAGUUGAUGUGGUGAAAUCUCACCAUGCUGCCUGUUAUUUAAUUCAAAUAUGUCCAAGACUAGAACAUGUAGCUUCUAUACCAAGUGAUAUAAUGUUUAAUCAAAAUAAUGAUUAUCUAAAUACCAAGUCAGUGAUAUCUAAAACAGUAUUAUCAUCAGUUAUUGUACAGUAUUUAUCAUGUGAUAGUAAUACAGUUAACAUAAAUGAGCAGAUAGAACUGAUGAUAAAGUGUAUAAAGAUUAUACAAGAUAAAGAUGAUCACCAAUAUAAACAUUAUUUACUAUCCAAUAAAUCGUUAUUAUCCAAAAUCUUACAUUAUUUACACUAUAAACUAAAACUAGAUACAUGUAAAGAUUUGAAAGACGAAAAGUUUUAUGAGAUCUAUUGUUUACUAUUGGAUGCUAUUUCAGCCAUUUCAACUGAUAUCACAACAUUGAAGUCUGGUACAAGCUGUAUGUUAAUUAUUUUAUCUAAACUGAAUUGGAAAGAAUUAGAUCUUGCACAGUUUAUUAGAAUAUUGGAAAUGAAACUGUGUGACACAGGUUGGGAAAUUAGAGACACAGCAUUAGAAAUUAUUAACCAACUUGUCUCUAUAGUAAAAGAUGAUGAUGAAUAUAAAGUAGUACUACCUCUAUGUUGUAUUGGUUGGUCUAGUAGAACAGAUAGUAAUAGUUAUGUUAGAGCCAGUGUUUUAACACUCAUAUCAACAAUAGUCAAACAACAAUCAUUAUUAUACCAAUUCCUUACAUCACUCAAUAUCAAAAUAGAAAAUCUCAUUUUUGAACUAACUUCAAUACUGAAAGAAGAUAGUGAAGCAUUUCCAAGAAGAGCAGCUGUAAAAACACUGGACAAUAUUUAUCAAAUUUGUAAUAGUCCUGAUUGUCAAGUUGACAUAUGCUCUGCUAUGCAGCAUGCUAUGGAAGACUUUGAUUGGGAAGUCAAAAUUCUUGUGCUUAAAUUUUGGGAGAGGAAUAUCUUAAAACCAUUAGAAGAAGUCAGUAACAAUUGUGUUGAAAAUAAUAUUCCUUCAUAUGCUAGUGGAUUUCCUGAAUCUUUGCAGAAGAAGGAACAUCUUAGUAUCAGCCUUUUAGUUUCCAAAGAAUUUUGUAAAUCAAUACUCUUAGGCUAUAAUGAUUAUGAACAAUCUGUAAAGGAAAAGGCCUGUGAUAUGAUAGACAGAUUUCUAAAGAUUUGGAUGAAUAAAAAGAAUGGUAAGAAUGAAUGCAGUCAAGAUCUGAUGAAAUGGAUAGAUAAACUGCAGUGUUUAAAUAUCGAGACCUGUAUAGACUAUAACAGUGAUGAAUACAGUAAAAAUCCUGUAUCACUAUUAGAAGAUAUUUUAGCUACUGCUGGUGAACAGGAUGAAGACAAUUUCGUAGAUUGUUAUUGA